This is a messenger RNA of Oreochromis niloticus (Nile tilapia), 6004 nucleotides long. RefSeq names its product meningioma 1b (gene mn1b). The record is from RefSeq and is a predicted model, not a curated record. The coding region runs from base 940 to 4689 and encodes 1249 amino acids. Lineage: Eukaryota; Metazoa; Chordata; Actinopteri; Cichliformes; Cichlidae. The transcript is spliced from 3 exons. Gene Ontology annotation, biological process: regulation of DNA-templated transcription.
CAAAACUUGUUGCUGGAUCCUCUGGACGCGUUGAUCUCACACAGCGCCAAGUGGUAGAGCGGACAGCGAGUGUAUCUGUGAAUCGCUCCCAAGUGCACUCAGACCACACCAGACAAGACUCGGUAAACGGAGGGGACGCACGCAUCAGGAUCGAGACACACGGAAAGGACUUUGGGAUCGGCGCCUCGCUGCAAAGCGCAUGACCGGCAGUGGGUGAAGGAUGCUGUCAAGCCACUCCGUAGUUGUGGAGUGCGGGUAGCGCGCGCCGUGCUGCUCCUCCGGGUUUAGGUCGCAUAAACAGACGCCCCGGUUCACCCGCGGCUGGGCUGGAGAGUCGUGUUUGUGGACUUUCCAUCACACUGGACUUUUGGCUACAUGCCUGCUUGGCCGUUUUUGAUGUUUUGAAGGACGUCGGUGGGCAGUAUUUAUUUAAAGAAAGAUUUUCUUCACUCAAAGCCUGGACUUUUUUUCUCCCCCACCUUUAUUUCCAGCAUGGGACCUUAUUCAGAAAGUCAUUCUGGGACAUUUGACAUCAGAAUGGAAUAAUGAAUUAGCUGAAAGAAGCAGUUAUUGCCCGUUUGAUUGCUUCGAGUCCUCUGCGCUCACCCUUUAGUUUGUAAGCGAGCUGUAUUUGUGCCAUGUUCGCCCCGAAGAAAUGCGCGCAGAAAAACUUCGGAAUGCCAUAGGUCGCUCGUGUAGCAAGUUUACUAGACGGAUUUUCUAUUCGUUUGUUUAAUCAAAGAGAGAAGUAGUGUGCUGCAUUCACACGGGAACAGGGACACAGUUUACGUGCGUAUUUGGACACAGUCUGUCCCUUCUCUGCGUCCUUGGAGAAGUUGGAUAAAUAUUCACAGCAAUGAGAACCUAUUUGACGGAAAAAUAGACAGUGUGCCGAUGUCUGGCAAACUGGCCGUCAUGUGGGAUUGAUUGCAGGGGAGUAUGUUUGGGCUGGAGCAGUUUGGUUCUCAAAUUAAUAGCAGAAACCCUGGCCAGUCAGAGAGAAACAUAAACCAACAGAGACUGAACAUGGGCUCCCAUUAUAAAGGCCCCGGUUUUCAUGCUGGAGGCCCGCCGGGAGCCGUUGAACCCGGCAUGGGCCCUCUGAGCGAGCCGCAAAUGCUCGGGCUCAAUAUGAACAUGAAUGGUGAGCAGUACGGGAGCUUUCACCCGCGGGGACACUCAGACAUGCAUGCAGGCAGUGGACUUCAGCAGCAGCAGGGGCAAGGACCAAUGCAUGGAUUUUUUAACAACCAGCAACCUCAUCAAGGACAUCCUCACGGGCAUCAACCCCACCCCCACCAACAUCACCCCCAUUUCGGUGGGAAUUUUGGAGGCCCAGAGCCAGGGUCAUCAUGCCUGCAUGGCGGCAGGCUGAUGGGCUACAACAACAAUAACGGCAUGGGACCACAGCAGGGCUUUGGAGAAGGAUUUGAUCCUCUUGCUGAGGGACAGACGGGGGAUGGCUUUCCCCAGCAGCAGCAACAGCAACCACAGCAGCGGCCUGGUAACAUGCCUGACUUUCAACAUCAUGGCCCUCCAAGUGGGAACCACGCUGUCCCUGCUCCCUGUCUCCCCCUGGACCAGUCACCUAAUAGAGCAGCAUCCUUUCACGGUCUUCCUUCUUCCUCAUCCUCCUCAUCUGAGUCUCAUGGUUUGGAGCCUCGGCGGCUGCCAAACCAAGGAGCCGUAGAGGGAUUAGAAUAUAACUUUCCAAGUGAACCUCCAUCUGGACAUUUUGAUGUACCUGUAUUUUCUCCUUCAGAAUCAGAAUCUCAGUUACCACAUUUUGGGCCAGGAAGACCAGUUCCCGGUGGGAAUUUCCCAGGGAACGCUGGCAUGCCACGGACACCAGGUAUGCAGGGCAUCUCUAAGGGACACCCGCCACCACCCCAGCCCCAGCAGCCUCAGCACGGAGUGUUUUUUGAACGUUUUGGAAAUGGCCGGAAAGUGCCCGUGGGAAUGGAGCCUGGGGUCAAUCCAAGACAUCCUCUCAUGCAGCAACAACAACAGGCUGGCUUGAUAGCCAGACAGAACUCAUGCCCCCCUGGCCUCCCUCGACCCCCUCAGGCUGAGCCCGGCACUACUAACCCUAACAUUCUGGAUGGAGGGGUCAUGAUGCCUGGCCAACACAACCAGUUUGAAUAUCCCAUUCACAGACUGGAAAAUAGGGGCCUGCACCCCUACGGGGACCCCAUGUUUAAUAUGCAACAGCCAGCUCCUCCUCCCUCCCAACAGCCUGCAAAUCAGAGGCUCCAACACUUUGACUCUCCUUAUAUGAACAUGGCGAAAAGGCCUAGAUUUGACUUUCCUAAUGCACAUGGCGGCGAGGGCUGGUGUGGCAGUAUGGACAACCACCUCUCUCCAUCUGCCUACCCCGGCCUUCCUGGAGAGUUCACCCCACCCGUGAAUGAAGGUUUUGGACCAGGUCCGCUGCAGCAUCCAGGGCCCGAGCAGCAGUCUCUGCAGCAGCGCCAGAAUGCAGCUAUGAUGAUAAAGCAGAUGGCCUCUCGCAACCAGCAGCAAAGAAUGAGGCAGCCGAGUCUACAGCAGUUGGGUCACCAUGGCGAUGUACCUCCAGGCCCAAUGGUUCAUGGAGGCCCAGUCGGGAACAUGCCUCAUCCUGGCUUUGACAGGGAGAAUGGUGGCAGGAUGCCCAACAUUGAUGGGCAAAAUCCUCAUGUAACUCAGGAGAACUCCUGGUUUCAGGGGUCCCACCCACCAGGAGAAAUGAUGUCACGGCGUAUGGGUGGAGCGGGUAAUGAGUCAGGGCCUCAUGACAUGGGGCUGCAGCAGAACGGCGCUGGGAUAAUGUUUAGGCCGGGGAUCGGCAUGCAGGAGCCCAUGAGAAUACCAGGAGAUGGACAUGUGCAGAACCUUCAUUCCCCAGGCAUGCACUCACAGUUCAGUGGCAACAUGGGUAACCUCACACAAAUGCAGUCUCCGGGAGCAGGAGCAGGACAUCCAAAUGCACCAGCAGAGAGACGGCCAGCUGACUUCCCCGCACCUUCAAUGGGAGCACAGCCAGCUUUUCCCUAUGGGGGGGCUAACCGUCAGGGGCCGGCUCACAGUGCUCCCCAGGGGGUGAGCACCUCACCUGGCAACUACCCUCCUCAGUCUGAGUUCCCCCCAGGCCAGCGGUCGUCUGUUAGUAAGCUUGGAAAUCUGUCCCUUGGGAACUUCAGCAAAACCAGCUCUAAAGACAGUGUUUUCGGCCAGAGCUGCCUAGCGGCCCUUUCUACAGCCUGCCAGAACAUGAUCGCUAGCCUAGGGGCCCCCAAUCUUAACGUAACAUUCAACAAGAAGAACCAAAAUGAGGGCAAGCGAAAACUGAGUCAGACUGAGCAGGACAUUAAUAGCAGCACAUCUAAUGGGACUGGCAGUGCUGGUCCUGAAUAUUUUCAGAGCAGCACUUCCCAGAACAGCCAGAUGCCUGGCACUGGGAAUAGCAACUCUAAGCCUGCAAGUCAAAGCCAGACGGUGCAGGGGGAAGCCAGUGCCCUCUCCCCAAAUUACAACAUGGACGCUACCCCGUGCAGUGAGGGGAAGGCAACAACAGGGAGUGGGAGAGGGAGAGGGAGGAGAAAAAGAGACAGUGGACAUGUGAGCCCUGGAAUUUUUUUUUCCUCUGAUAAUAGUAACCCUGUUGUAAGUCCAGGCCAGCAGACCCCCUCGGCUGGCGUUGGGGAGAGGGGUGGGGGCACGCCCCAUGAGAAACAACUCCAAUCGCCCUCUUGGGGGAAAGGAGGUGACCUAAUGUUGGGGGACCAGGCUGACCUUAUGUCUUCUUUAGACAGUGGCAUUCAAAGUGUUGCCAAGUCUGACAGCAGCUCACCAAGAGUGGACUUUUCUGAAGAUGUCAGCACCCACUAUGGCAAUGAGGAUGAGGUGUCCUCCAGCUCAGACACAGGAGGGGCCUCAGCCAGCAAACCUAAUCGCAGCCCUAUAAUCACCGGCUCACCCAAAAUGCAGAGGAGUGACCACGGGUUGAUAAAUGGACAAAAGCCCCUUGGCAUGGGCAUUAACAAUCAUACUACCUCGACGCCAGACACCUAUGGACUGAAUGCUGGUGUGGGCACAGGGGCCAGUGGGGUCAGCCACCCGGGCACUCCUGGGGUGGAACAGGUACGCACACCAUCCAGCACCUCUGGCCAGGAAGAAAUCCAUCCUCUGGAGAUUCUGCAGGCCCAAAUCCAGCUACAGCGGCAGCAGUUCAGUAUCUCUGAAGACCAGCCCCUGGCCAUGAAGACAGGCAAAAAGAAUGGCGACUGUCCCUCACAGAACGGAGACAAUGAGCUGGCGAGCUGCAGCCCGGAUGCUGGGAAGGGCUCAAUGGGCACUAUUGACCUUGACACCCUCAUGGCAGAGCAGCACGCCACCUGGUACGUGCCCAGUGACAAGGUUAUGAUGGACGGGUCAGAGGAUGACAAGGCCACGGGACCCUGGGAAAAAAAUAAGAGCCAGAACAGCAGUAAAGAAGAAUCUGAGCUCACCCAGAGUAAGGCUGGAGCCGGAGCCCCGGGGGCUGUAGGAGGUGGGAGCAGUGGAGGAAACCACCUGCAGUGCCUGUCUGUCCACUGCACAGACGAGCUCGGGGACAGUAAAGGCCGAGGGGGGCCCGUCUCGUCGUGGCGCUCUCUCCACUCUGAUAUCUCAAACCGAUUUGGGACGUUUGUGGCGGCACUAACUUGAGGGGGGAAAAGAAGAGAAGAAGACGACGACCCAGCAGGACGAAUUAAAGAAGAUCAGAAAAUAUCAAGAAAGAGAGAUUCAGAGACAUUUAACCACGAUAAGGAUGCGACUAUGUUAAUUUGUGGAUGGAACGACUGUGUGCCGCUCUUGCCUGUUCAGGGAGAGAAAGACAUUUACACUCACAAAUGCAACACAAAUACAGCUACACACACUCACACGUGCACGCACAUACACACACACACACACAUGCUCACAGACACUCGAACACCAUGUUUUGUUUUCUGAUACAUGCAGUCACACUUAAGAAAACUCUCACCAACUGCUGGACAAUAACAGCACGGGGCUCUACUCGACGACGCCCACAUCUGGAAAACCUCAAAUCAUUUAUUUUUCUUUUCUUUUCUUGGUUGAAGAAAAAUAAGAAAUGUUAAAGGAGUUAAAGGAGGAGAACGCAAAAACGAGAAGCAUAACAAGAGAGGUGAAGUUGUCAUUGGCUUUGAUUGUAUACCAGUGUUUAGUCUUAUGACUUAUAUUACUGUCUGUUCUUAAACUUAGCUACGAUUGCCUUUGUAAUGUGUAUGGCAACUUCGGCAUAUGUCAGUCAAAACUCUGCCCCCCCCAAAAUAAAAAAAAAAUUUAAAAAAAAUCAAAUCCUGGCCUUUGACUCCUGCAUUACAAUUAAAUAUGGCCCACUGGUUCAGAAACGCCCCAAAUACUAAAAAGGAGAACGAGAGGAAGGCAGGAUGAGGAGGGAUUACGCUUGAAUGUAACUCAGCAAUUUUCCUUGUGAACACAAAGUUGUUCCUCUUUGUCAACGCGAAAUUUAACCUUUAUCGUUUGCUGCUCUAAAUCAUAAGAUUUGUUGUAGCUCUCUAUUAUUUGUGUUUCUGAGAAUGUCUUUCCCUCAUUCUAUUCUAUUCUAUACUUUUUUUUCUGCUUUUCUCUUCUGUAGAUCUUGUGAGCUCAACCACUUGUAUACAACUCAGCCAAUGGAAACUAAAAAGAGAAAAAAAUGGAGGUCAAGGGACUGAUAAAUAAGGGAAUUGAAAAAAAGAUUAUUGGUAUUGCACAUGUAUAAUAAGAGAAAAUUUGCUGUGUGUUAGGCAAUCUUGUAAUCUUUAAAUAAAGCUUCUGUUGAAUUUGAAUUUCUCAAACAAUAGAUGGAGGACUGUGACGGCAAUUUAAAAACUGAUUUUUUUUUGUUUUCUUUUUUUAAUAAUAUGUAAAGUGCAGUCGUCUGUUUUCCUGCAUAUUGUAUAUAUCUGUAUAUGUUUUAUUGAGUAACUGAAUAACAAUAAAUAUGACGUUAAAGGUG